GUGUGCUGUGGAGGCGUUGUCCGGUUGUGAUUGAAGUGUCGGCUAGUUUGUGUCUUAGGUUGAGGACCGAGGCGAAAUUUCACGUCCAUCUUAAGUCGCUAGCCGAGCUUUGGUGGUGAGACUCGUGGCACUGCUCGGGACCUUUCACGUAUCGGGCAAACCGACUCGUCGCACGUAGGCACUGAUCUGCGCCGUGGUUUGUGCUCAAAAUGUCCGGUGAUUCGAAUGGAAAAUUCCCGGCACCACCGUCGGGACCGACGGGCCGCAUCCUGCCGGCAGACAGCUACAUCUCGACUGACCCAGCUGUACCGGUGAAGCUGCGCAUCGCCAAAGAGGGCCUAGCUUCGCUCGAUCCCCUCUCCGUGCCGGAUCUGAUGAACCGAACCGUACGGGACCACCCCGACCAUCCGGCGAUGGUGUUCCGGAACGCGCAGAAACAGUGGCAAACGGUGUCGUACCGCGAGUACCGCGACCGCGUUCAUCACAUGGCAAAGGUGUUCGUUAAGCUAGGGCUCGAACCGCACCACACCGUGGCCGUGCUGGCGUUCAACAGCCCGGAGUGGUUCGUCUCCGAACUAUCCGCCAUCCAUGCCGGGGGCAUCAUCACCGGCGUCUACACGACGAACUCACCCGAAUCGGUCCAGCACGUCCUGGAGAGCUCCCGGGCCCAGAUCGUGGUCGUGGACGAUGCGAAGCAGAUGGAGAAAAUCUACUCGAUCCGGGCGAACCUACCGAACCUGAAAACCGUCAUCCAGACCAUGCCACCGUACGCACCGUACGUCAAGCGCGAGGACGGCUACUAUCGUUGGUCGGAAUUGGAAGAAAUGAACGUGGAGGAUGUGGAAGAGGAGUUCAACAAUCGGCUGGCGAACAUUGCCAUCAAUCAGUGCUGCUGCCUGGUGUACACGUCUGGUACGGUCGGUAACCCAAAGGGCGUUAUGCUGAGCCACGACAACUUCACCUGGGACUCGUACGCGAUCGGCAAGCGGCUGCAUCAGAUCCGGUACGCCGAGGAGGUGCUCGUAUCCUUCCUACCGCUUAGCCACGUCGCCGCCCAGAUGGUGGACAUUUUCCUGACGCUGCAGUUCGCCUGUACCGUGUACUUUGCCGACAAGGACGCGAUGAAGGGCACGCUGCUGAACACGCUGCAGGAGGCGAAACCAACGCGCAUGCUGGCAGUACCGCGCGUGUACGAGAAGAUCCAGGAGAAGAUGUUGGCGAUAGGUGCGCAAAGUGGUGCCGCGAAAAAGAUGGUGGCGAGUUGGGCGAAGAGCGUCACGCUGCAACAUCAUCUGGAUGCUAUGGAGGGCAAACCAACCAACUCCUGGCAGUACCGUUUGGUGAGAAACUUCAUCCUGUCGAAGGUAAAGGACGCGCUAGGAUUCAGCCGCUGUCUGACACUGGCUACGGCCGCUGCUCCUAUGGAUCGCGAGACGAAGAAGUACUUCAUGAGCCUUGAUCUGCCGAUCAACGAAGCGUUCGGCAUGUCGGAAUCGUCCGGUGCUCACUCGCUGACCGCUCCAGACAGUUACAACUUCGACACGAUCGGUAAACCCCUCGGAGGUUGCGAGACGAAGAUCGAUAAGCCUGACGAGCGAGGACACGGUGAAAUUUGCAUGCGAGGUCGCCAUAUUCUUAUGGGGUACAUCGGUGAAGAGGCCAAAACGCGGGAAGCCAUCGACGAUGAUGGUUGGCUGCAUUCUGGUGACGUGGGUUACAUUGACGAUCCUGGAUUCAUGUAUAUCACGGGACGCAUCAAGGAGCUCAUCAUCACCGCGGGCGGUGAGAACAUACCACCGGUGCACGUGGAGAAUCUCGUCAAGAAUGAGCUACCGUUCGUGAGCAACGCGUUCCUCGUGGGCGACAAGCGCAAGUUCCUUACCAUGCUGAUCACACUCAAGACACAGAUGAACCUGGACACCGGAGCGCCGAAAGACGAACUAACCCCGGAAACGAUCACGGCACUCAAGGAGAUUGGCUUGGAGUAUGGCAAGCUGAGCGAGAUCCAUGCAGCUGGUCCCUGCCCAAAGGUGCUCAAGGCAAUCCAGGAAGGUAUCGAUCGUGCAAACGCCAAGGCUAUCUCGAACGCACAGCGAAUUCAAAAGUUUGCGCUGUUGAAGGCUGACUUUUCCGUGCCCGGCGGUGAGCUCGGUCCUACGUUGAAGGUGAAACGUAACGUCGUGGUGGAAAAUAACAAGGACGUCAUUGAGAAGUUCUACGCUUAAAAAGAAUGAAACGGAAACACCUAACCCAGGACUCGUUCGUUGACUUUUCAAACAACUUGUGCAAUUUACGAUAAGUUUUCUGUCCCUUUGUUAUUUUGCUAUUCUUUUCCCCCUCUUUUUUUAUGUAUCGCUGUGAAGUGAUUAUUUUCCCCAUUUUAGCUAUAGAAGAGCUAACGAUGUUGCAAUCAUCCUUAAAUUGCAUUCGUUAAUUACUAAAUCGUUAAAUUACAACAAAAAAAACACACACACACAUACAUUUCCGUUCCAGCUGAUGGAAGGAAAUCGAUGGGACAAGUGCGACACUAUUAUUACUAAGGCAUUCCGGAUGCGGAAAACACCCGACGGAAAAACAAUGCCACGUACCGCUACGUUGUAGCUGAUAGUUAGACAGUAGUGCUACCUUCUACGAAUUUGGUCUGAAAUUGUUUCAUUUUCGUUCGGUUUUGCUGUUUGGUUUAUCGUAAGAGAUUGGUGAUAUUAUGUAGAUGCUUUCGCGACGGAGCGAAAAGAACAGCAACAAGCCCGUGUUGCCAUCAGAAAUAUGACAACGGCCGGCUGCAGCUCUAGUGUAGGACGCGUUGGUAGAAAAUGGUUCGUUUUUUCUCUUUUCGUUGGACUGUUUAGGUUGUUGUUGUUGUUGUUAUUUGUUAUGUGGUAACAUUAUGUACAAAGACGUUCGUUUGGAUUCGUAUCCAGUGCAUUUAGUCAGUUAGUUUCUUCACUGUAAUCGCCACGCAGGCGAGAAGAGAAACCAAUCAUUCCCAGCAAAGAGCAUAGAGUACGCGGUUGCUGUGAAUAGAUCCACUCGAUCAGCAACUGCGUCUGCAGGCAGAUUUGAGACUUACGAAAGGAGAAAUAAAAUGUUAUACUGAUACU
This is a messenger RNA of Anopheles nili, 3101 nucleotides long. RefSeq names its product very long-chain-fatty-acid--CoA ligase bubblegum (gene bgm). Gene Ontology annotation, molecular function: long-chain fatty acid-CoA ligase activity. The coding region runs from base 210 to 2225 and encodes 671 amino acids. NCBI's taxonomy places the organism in Eukaryota, Metazoa, Arthropoda, Insecta, Diptera, Culicidae. The record is from RefSeq and is a predicted model, not a curated record. The transcript has 9 exons. Gene Ontology annotation, cellular component: membrane; endoplasmic reticulum.